This is a messenger RNA of Salvelinus fontinalis (brook trout), 2504 nucleotides long. Its product is annotated as calcium-activated potassium channel subunit beta-4-like. The annotation marks the transcript as partial. Gene Ontology annotation, cellular component: membrane; voltage-gated potassium channel complex. The transcript has 2 exons. The record is from RefSeq and is a predicted model, not a curated record. Gene Ontology annotation, biological process: detection of calcium ion; potassium ion transport. NCBI's taxonomy places the organism in Eukaryota, Metazoa, Chordata, Actinopteri, Salmoniformes, Salmonidae. Gene Ontology annotation, molecular function: potassium channel regulator activity; calcium-activated potassium channel activity.
CCCCAGUGCUCGUACGUUCCUCCAUGUGAGAGGGACAACCAGAAGAACAAGGACAAUGUUCUGUGGUGGGAGGACUACUGGACUAAAGAGGUCAGCUCCCAAUCCUUCACCUGUUUCUUCAACCAGCAGAGAAGACCUGACGACGUACUGUGGCGGCGUUCCCACGACGCCAGCGUCCUCCUCCACUGCGUCCUGUGGCCCAUGGUGAGCCUGCUGGUGGGCACCCUCAUCGUCCUUCUCACCGUGUGCGCCCGCAGCCUGGCCGUGCGCGCCGAGGCCAUCCAAAAGAGGAAGUGCUCGUACGAGCCGGCAGGCAACUCAGAGCAGGGCAAGACUCCGCCCAACACCAACACCGCCUCCUUCCGGACCCUGCCGAUGUUCGCUGUUCCUGUUCGACGCAGAGACCGGGAACAGGAACACUAGAUGGAUGGAUGGAUGGAUGGAUGGAUGGAUGGAUGGAUGGAUGGAUGGAUGGAUGGAUGGAUGGAUAGAUAGAUUGAUGAUGACUGUGGUCUCAGUGGUGGCUGUUGUGUGAUGAGGACCUCGUAGAAGCGUGGAAUGUUUGAACUUCCUAUUAUGACUAUUCUGAACACUCUCAUUCCGCUGGACUGGACUCGAGGCUCAUGCACCAGAAAUGCUUGUCUGUCUCGUCUUGGUGUGUUAGUCUACUUGUGUAAGAGCCAUUUUGUCAGUUCAACUCUCAGCUGGUGGGGGACCUUUCUAAUGAUAUGUGUAUUACAAUGUGUUGGUUAUGUCUACGAAGAAGCAAAAAUCCAAAAAGGACAUUGCCGCUUUCUGUCACUGGUCAUGUUUUUGGACAGGUCUGUGUCACGUGUUGAGCCUCUGUGUCUCUGUGCUGAUUGUAAUGUUGUUUGCGUUUACUUCACUAGCUGAGCUCGGUCUCAAAGUUCAGAGUUCACUGACUUACAAACAGGAAAUGUCUGUGACCUUUGAACACUCUUUAACUGGACUCUUCAUUACAAAGCCCUGGUCGUAUGAAGGGAGGGAUUGUGAGGGCGUCCCGGCCAGGACCACCUGAGAGGAAUCUUCGACACCAGUUACACAAAAUGUCAGUGCUUUGUUUAGAGAGAAUGUGAUGAAAGGAAUUCUGGGAGAGUCCUUCUAAUCCCUGGGACUACAGAGCCAGAUGCAGACCUUGGUCUGAUCACCCCCGGCAUGAUGUACUGUCUUCUUCUCUGGGUGGUAUUAGGAAGCUUUUAAAUGCCUAUCUCACUGUUACUGAACACCCCGGGCCAGGAUUGAAACAAAUCGCUACAAUGCGUAUAUUACUUUUAAAGGCAUAUUGUGGUUUGUUUUAAUCCGGUUCGCCCUCUCUCUCCUCUCUGUACCACCUGUCUUUUACUUAACCUGUUUCUAACAAGGCUUCUUUAAGGCAUCUGUCCAACUCCAGCGAACCCAACCGCCAUGGACGGAUUAUGUCUGCUGUUUGUUUUCAGUUGGUUGUCGCAGGACAUGUUUGAACCUAUUAUGUCCUGAUUUAAUAUGCAGAAUCGGCCACGGACAGUUGGUCUGCGUUCGGGGACAAAACUUGGGAUAGGUAGUUUGUCUGUGGUUGGAUAGAUGUGCAGAUUCCUUGACUGUAGCAACUUCCUCUGUCUUCUCUUCUGUCAGGUAGUGGUUUUAGUUUUUUCACGAUGCAAAUUGAUUGGUUUUCUUACCACAGUAGCAGACUUUUGCACCGUUUUGAAUAGUUCGUCGUCCGUAUGUGUUACAGUAAGCUCUCCGAUUGGUUUGAACAGUUAGUACAUCCAGUUAGUGUUUUCCAUCGAUUGGAUAAAAAAAAAGAAAUCUGAUCUGAGUAAAAAUCGUUAGACCUACCUACCUUGCUCCAAGAAAAGGUUUGCUCUCUCCAUUGCAUUAAUCGGACGUACAGAAGUUUUUACUUGUGUAUUUUCUACAAAAGAAGUAGCUAAGACAUUGUCGUCCUUUGCUAAAAGAUGAAUGAUAUUUCAUACAUAAAGCCAUAUGCUGAACAUGUGAUUGCAGUAAGAGACAUCUCUAGGGGAGGUUAUGUCCUCUUAAGCUGUAACAGUAGUACAAAACAAACAUAUAUUUUGUGUUGGAAAGAGAAUGUUUUUUAUAAAGCCAAUCCAUUAUAACGUCUGCUGCAUAAUGAUGAGUAAUAGUGCCUGAUAGAUAUCUUUAAUAAAAAGAAUAAGAGUUAUUGUCUUCAAAAUAGUUUAUUACUGCACCAUAUUCUUCUUCUUUCUUUAAAAUAAAUCUUCUUCGGGAUCGGUGUCCCUUCCACGGGACGGGUGAGCUAACGUACUGUAGGCUAAUGCGAUUAGCAUGAGGUUGUAAGUAACAGCAACAUUUCCCAGGACAUGGACAUUUCUGAUAUGGACAGAAAGAUUCAAUUCUUGUUAAUCCAACUGCACUGUCCAAUGUAUAGUAGCUAUGACAGUGAAAGACUACCAUGCUAUUGUUUGAGGAGAGUGCACAAUUUUGAACAUGAAAAGUUAUUAAUAAACAAAUUAGGCACA